CCUGGCGUGCCGGGCUUCCAGUUAGCGUCAUGGAAGUGGUCAAGUGUCCGCAGCACGGGACCGUCUGCUUCUUAAAGACCGGUCUCCGCGAUGGCCCGAAUAAGGGAAAGAGCUUCUACGUGUGCCGGUCGAACACAUGCGGCUUCGCGCAGUCCACCGAUAUUCCUGUUUCUCACUGUUUAUUGCACGAGGACUUUGUGGUAGAACUUCAGGGCUUGUUUCUACCACAGGGCAAGAAAGAAUGGAGGUUGUUCUUCCGAUGUGCUAGAAGUAAGGCAGAGGGGAAACACUGGUGUGGGAACGUUCCGUGGCAGGAUCCUAAUCCUAAAGAAUAUCCUGUAACCAGCAAGCCUCCACAGGCAUCUGAGUUAUUUCCUCAUCCUCCCAGCCAGCCAAGAAACCCAUUCAAGGUGCUUAACAGUAAUCAGAAAGCAGCUCCCCGGAAACAGUUAGUCGAAGGAGACGGUGGGGGAAAGACAGCUGAUAUGACGCUGAGCGAGAACAAAGACCAGCUCUGGGAUCAAAAGAAAGGCCAGAAGACCAAGUCCGACUGUAGGAUGGAGAAAUACCCCUCCCCUGACCUGGUGACAGAAACACAGUCGAGAGGUGACGGGAAAGAGCAAGGGGCGAAAACAACAAAGGAGACUGGAGGAGUGGCUCCCAAACAAGGCCGUGCAGAUGUGCUCCGAGGGACACCUGCGGUCCCUCAGCUGUCAGAGGGUGAGAGUCGAGAUGUCCCAGAUAAGCCAGAACCGCCGCCGCCGCCGAGAGAAAAGGAAACCCAGCUUUCGCCUCAGAAUGGUCCUGGUCAGAACCCAGGAAGCAAAGCCCAGAAAGAGGGCCACCUCAACCGGGAGCAGCUCAGGAGUGGGGAGGCCCAGGGCAGAACAGGAACAGAUGCCCCCAGUGCCCAGGCCUCUCAGGAGGGAGCGCCUGGGCUUUGCUUGCGAGAGGUCCGCCAUGCUGCCUCCAGCAGCGAGGACAGUGAGGACAGUGAGGACGAUGACGGUGUUUCCAGUAGGCCAGGGUCCCCACUUCUCUUUGACUCCACUAUGGACUCACAGAAGAAGGAGAACCUCCACCUUUGUGAUCAGCAUGUGCAAAGACAGCCACCUGCUGCUGUGGGUGUCUGCAAGAGGGGAGAGUCGUGUGACCCAGCAGCCCAGCGUGCAAACCUUACAGCACAGCUGAGACAAAAGAAGGGCACGCUGGCUGCAGUGAACAUCCAGGCUCUCCCUGACAAGGGUGAGAAGUUGCUUAAGCAAAUCCAGGCAUUGGAGGAUGCACUCAGUGCUCUGGCUCUCUCCCCAGAGCAAGGAACUAAGGAGAACUGUAGCUCUCAGGAACCCCAGCAGAGUGGCCUCGCCAAAACCACUACAGACCCUCCACACCUCGUGCCUCCCCAGCCCCUUCCCAGUCGUGAUGUCCAGCUUGUAGGCUUUCUAGGACUAAAGGCAGGUCGCCAGGGAACUCCUGAAGGAUCCAGUCAGUGCUCAGGAGGCCAUAUGACCCAACAUCGCCUUCAUAGUGUGUGGAGCAUCACGAGUGAAGCCAUUGAUGAGCUGCAUCGGUCACUGGAGUCUUGUCCUGGAGAAGCAGCAGUGGCAGAAGACCCAGCUGGCUUGAAGGUCCCUUUGUUACUCCACCAGAAGCAGGCAUUAGCCUGGUUACUGUGGCGGGAAAGUCAGAAGCCACAAGGAGGGAUUCUGGCGGAUGAUAUGGGCUUAGGAAAAACCCUGACGAUGAUCGCACUCAUCCUAACCAAGAAGAAUCAGGAGAAAAGCAAGGACAAGGGCAGAAGCAUGCCUGUGACGUGGCUUUCCAAGGAUGACUCCUCUGUUUUGACUUCCAACGGAACACUAAUUGUCUGCCCUGCUUCCCUUAUCCAUCACUGGAAGAACGAGGUAGAGAAACGAGUGAACAGCAACAGACUCCGAAUCUAUCUCUACCAUGGGCCAAACAGGAGUCGGCAUGCAAAAGUACUCUCUACAUAUGAUGUCGUGAUUACUACUUAUAGCCUUCUGGCCAAGGAGAUUCCCACAAAGAAGCAAGAAGGAGAGGUUCCCGGUGCAGACCUCAGUGUGGAGGGUGUCUCAACACCUUUGCUUCAGGUCGUCUGGGCUCGAGUCAUACUGGAUGAAGCUCACAAUGUAAAGAAUCCUCAAAUACAGACAUCCAUUGCUGUGUGUAAGCUGCAGGCUCAGGCCCGGUGGGCUGUCACCGGAACGCCCAUUCAGAACAACCUAUUGGAUAUGUAUUCACUAAUGAAGUUUCUCCGCUGUUCCCCGUUUGAUGACUUCAGUCUUUGGAAGAGCCAGGUUGACAAUGGUUCAUUGAAGGGAGGAGAACGGUUGAGCAUUUUAACCAGGAGCCUUUUGCUGAGGAGAACAAAAGACCAACUGGAUUCCACUGGUAAACCUUUGGUACCGCUGCCUCAGCGCAGAUUCCAACUGCACCGCUUAAAGCUGUCUGAAGACGAGCAGGCUGUUUACGACGUCUUUCUGGCAAGGUCGAGGUCAGCUCUCCAGUCCUAUCUAAAGAGACAUGAAGGUAGAGGCAGCCAGCCCGAAAGAAGCCCUGAUAAUCCGUUCAGUAGAGUGGCGCAGGAGUUUGGGUCCAGCGUGCCCCAGCGCUCUGCUGCAGCAGGCUCGCAGAGACCCAGCACCAUCCACGUCCUGUCCCAGCUGCUACGGCUUCGCCAGUGCUGCUGCCAUCUCUCUCUACUCAAGUCGGCCCUGGACCCGACAGAACUGGAAAGCGAAGGCCUUGUCCUGUCCCUGGAAGAGCAGCUCAGCGCUCUGACCUUGUCCAAACUUGACGUCUCAGAGCCUUCACCCACUGUUUGUCUCAACGGCACCUGCUUCAAGGUGGAGCUUUUUGACAACACACGAAGGAGCACCAAGGUGUCUUCUCUGCUGGCAGAACUGGAGGCAAUCCGAAAAGGCUCAGGGUCCCAAAAGAGUGUCAUUGUCUCUCAGUGGACCAGCAUGCUGCAAGUGGUAACCCUGCACCUCAGGAAACAUGGACUGACCUAUGCCACCAUCGAUGGCUCUGUCAACCCCAAACAGAGAAUGGACCUGGUGGAGGCAUUUAACCACUCCCGGGGGCCUCAGGUUAUGCUAAUCUCCCUCUUGGCUGGCGGGGUCGGACUCAAUCUGACUGGAGGGAACCACCUUUUCCUUUUGGACAUGCACUGGAAUCCCUCACUUGAAGACCAAGCUUGUGAUCGGAUCUACAGAGUUGGACAGGAGAAGGAUGUCGUCAUACACAGGUUCGUCUGUGAGGGGACAGUGGAAGAGAAGAUCUUACAGCUCCAAGAAAAAAAGAAAAAUUUGGCCAAACAGGUCCUUUCUGGAUCCGCAGGACCUGUUGCCAAGCUCACACUGGCUGACCUCAAGGUCCUCUUUGGCAUCUAGCUUCCUCUGCCAUGCUGGUGUGUACUGGGUCUGGAGUGGUGCGUUCCGUGAUCCUAGAGCUUUCGAUUUCAUCUUACUCACUGAGACUAAGUCCUGUGCCAGGAAUUGAGAGAGGGUCACCAUAUUAACAGACUGGCUAGUCCAUCGUGUUUAUCAGACCUCUUGUUUAACAUGCACCCUAGAAACCAGCGGGCGAUUCCAGAGUGGAGCCUGGCGUGCUGGUGCAUGCCUAUAAUCCCAGCACUCCUGAAGCAAGAGGGUGGAGAGUUCCAGGCCGGCCUGAGGAAGAGACUCUCAAAACAAAGCACAGAAGUGCUUUGGAAGCCAGUCAUAGUCCAUGAUUGUAAUCCCAGCACUAGAGAGGCCAAGGCAGGAUUGUGAGU
Messenger RNA from Onychomys torridus (southern grasshopper mouse), 3799 nucleotides. It is a transcript of the gene Ttf2, whose product is annotated as transcription termination factor 2. The coding region runs from base 30 to 3416 and encodes 1128 amino acids. The transcript has 23 exons. The record is from RefSeq and is a predicted model, not a curated record. Lineage: Eukaryota; Metazoa; Chordata; Mammalia; Rodentia; Cricetidae. Gene Ontology annotation, molecular function: ATP-dependent chromatin remodeler activity; ATP binding; zinc ion binding.